UUCCGUUACGAUUUAAACUAUUUUUCUGAUUUAUGCAAUUAUGACAUCACAAAUAUAUAGAAAACAUCUUUGUUUAAUUAAAUUGAUCAAUACAUUUCUUGAGUUAUGUAAUUUUCAAAUUUAUAGUACCUAACUAUGGGUAGAAACACUUACGAGGAAAAGUAAUAUUUUGUUCAAAGUGCAUUUAACGAUAGAUUUCUGUUAUUAUAUUGAUGAUAAAUUUCGUACGUGACAAAAUGCAAGAAUUUAAAUUUCCCGCAUUUUGCGCAUGCACAUUUGGAUCAGCGUCUCGAACUGAUUCAGUUUUGAACGCCAUCUUUAUUAGUUUUAUAUGACGCGCGGGGUAGUGCGGUGGAUGUGUCAAAUCGCGAGAUCGACGGCAAUAAUUAGUUGAACAUGGUGUUUAUACAGGAGAGGUGAUUUUUCGCGUUGUAUUUUAACGUAAGUAACGCAUCUCGCUUGAUUACAAUGCAAUGAGUCGUGUGAUUUCGAAAGUGUUUGUUUGGAUCGGUCAAUAUUACUGCCAACACGAGAUUUCGUGAUCAGCCAUCGUUUCUUCGGUGAAAACACCCUUGAAGAAUCUAACAUGUGAUAUAAAUCAUCCAAGCCAAUGAUUCCUCUGCAUCCUCGCGAUACGUCAGUUUUGUUUUCCGAACUAACAAGGGGAUACGAAUACAUUUAUUUUAAGAAGAAUUUCUUGACAAUAGAUAUCAUCCAUUUUGUUUAUGCUCCUCCGGCACGGUCUCGUCUCAAAAACAUCGCACCUCGCUUUCAUCCUCCCGGUUUGAAUGUUAUUUGUGAAAACAUAAAAUUACAUUAUAAUGAAUUAAAUUUAUUUUAAUCACUAUUGAUAUUUAAUCUUCUUAUGUUAAUUGUGUUUUCACUGAUAAUGCAAAUAUUGCAUUUAACUUAAAUUGCAUAAAAAUGGUGUGAUGUAAUGUUUACAUGUUAUGUGUUUACAUAUUUGCAAUGAUUGCUUUCCAUAUCAUCGCAUAAGAAUGAUUUUAGAUAUUAUAUGAUGUAUGCCUUGUAUAUGGUGAUAUAUUUUUAGACUUAUUGCAAAGUAAAUAAAUUAGAUAAAAAAUGGUUAGUAAUAUUUCGCGGGGUACUCCCCGCAUCCAGGUUUUUAGACCUACGUAUGAGGAAUUUAAAGAUUUUACUAAAUACAUCGAGUAUAUGGAAAGUAAAGGAGCACACAAAGCUGGAUUAGCAAAAGUUAUUCCACCCCCUGAGUGGAUUCCAAGGAAAGGUGGCUAUGAUUUAGAUGAUUUAAAUCUUGUUAUUCCUGCUCCGAUUUGUCAAGUGGUAACUGGGAAGCAAGGUCUUUAUCAGCAAAUUAAUAUACAGAAAAAAUCUAUGACUGUGAAAGAAUAUAGUAAAUUAGCUAAUUCUGAACGGUACAAUACUCCACGUCAUUUUGAUUAUGAAGACUUAGAAAGGAAGUACUGGAAAAAUAUAACAUAUGUAGCACCCAUAUAUGGUGCAGAUGUGUCUGGUUCAUUAACUGAUCCAGAUGUAAAGGAAUGGAAUAUCAACCAUUUGGGAACAAUACUUGAUUAUGUAAACAAAGACUAUGGUAUAUCUAUUGACGGUGUUAAUACAGCAUAUUUGUACUUUGGAAUGUGGAAAACUACAUUUGCAUGGCACACAGAAGACAUGGAUUUAUAUUCAAUAAAUUAUUUACAUUUUGGAGCUCCAAAGACAUGGUAUGCUAUACCACCAGAACAUGGACGAAGAUUAGAAAGACUUGCUAGCGGAUUUUUCCCAUCAAGUUAUCAAAGUUGUCAAGCGUUUUUACGUCAUAAAAUGUCUCUCAUUUCUCCGCAAAUAUUACGGCAAUAUUCAAUUCCAUGCAAUAAAAUAACUCAAGAAGCUGGAGAAAUAAUGAUUACCUUUCCUUAUGGUUAUCAUGCUGGCUUUAAUCAUGGGUUCAAUUGUGCUGAAUCCACUAAUUUUGCUGCACCACGAUGGGUAGAGUAUGGUAAAAGGGCUACACAAUGUACCUGUAGUAAAGAUAUGGUUAAAAUUUCUAUGGACACGUUUGUAAAGCGUUUUCAACCAGAAAGGUAUGAAUUAUGGCUACGCGGAGAAGAUAUUGGUCCUCAUCCUGAAGAUCCUAGACAAACAGCUGCACCUAUGCCGUCUCAGAUGGAUCUUUUAUGUAGCAAUAGCAGUAAUGGUCAAUUACCGCAGAGUUAUUUGAAUGCAGCGCCAAAAAAUAAACGACAUACAAUACAUAAAAAGAAAAAUAUCAUGGCUACGAAUCCGGAUGUUGAUAUGGAAGAGUUGGUUAAUCGUCCCGAUAUUCCACCGGAUGUCAAGAAAGUAUUACAAGAUCUAGAAUUAGAGGAAGUAGAUGACGGACCAGAUGAACAGCAACUAGAGGUUUUAGAAGACAUAUGGCUCAAAGCUGGAGAAAUGGAUGUUAAUGAGGCUACUGUUUACGACGAUGGUUACAAUCGCAAAAAGAGUCGGAAACGAAAGAAAAAGAAUGCCGAUAAAGAUAAAUCAAAGUUGAAGAAGGAUUCUAAUAAAACUAUUACUGACAACGUAAUGGUAAAGACUGAAAUAAAAGAAGAACCAGAUGAUAGUCUUAAUUUCGUAUCUUCUGUGUAUCCAGAACAAAGCACUGAGUUAGAGAAUGACGGUCAAGAAGACAUAAGUACUUCGAUGUCAAGCGAUAACAUCACAGGAAGUAUCAAAAUGGAAGAAGGAUCUGAUUUUUCAGAGGCUAUUGAUAAACCGGUUAAAAAGAAGAAAAAGCAUUCAAAGUCUGGGGAGCAGAAGAAACCGAAAGCAAAGAACAUGAACAAAACUAAACGUAAACAUUUGAAUAUAUCUAUCUUUGAUAUCAACGAACCAUUGGACGUAUCUGACGCUGACGUUCAACGAAAACUUAUGGCUAUGCCGAGUCUUAACUCACACAAAUCUUCAAUAACGGAUGAAAGCGAGGAGAGAAUAAGCGAUGUGCCGGAGAAUAUAAUUUUCACUGAUAACGAAACUAAUACGAACCCUGUGAAGGUUAAAACUGUUUUAAACGUUACAAGUGGUGGUCAAGUAACAACUUCUAUUUAUAGUACCAGUAGCGAUACAAAGGGGACAGAAAAGUUAACAGAUAACAGUACGGAUGAACGGGUAAACGUUUACGCAAAGACUACCAAAAAGACUAAUGCGGUAACAAUAAAAUCGGCAUAUCCUAAACAACAAUUUUUAUUAAAAAAUGCCUCCUUGGAUCAAGCAAAGCCCAUUAAAAUAGAUAAAGCUGUAGAGUCUGAAUAUAUUGGCGACGAUACGAAAAUUACGAUUCAAGAUGCGAAACCAGGUAGCUACAUUAGUUGCAAAAGCGUAGGAACAAUGUUAACUGAAAGAUCCAUACCUAAUUAUUCGAAGAAGGAUAUCAUAAAGGCACCUAGGUUGAGCGUUUUGAAGUCAGCGUACAACGUGUCUGCGACUGAAGUUUCACCUAAACUUGAUUCUGAAAAGUCAAUCACGGAGGAAAAUGAUAGUCGUACGUUAUCGAAUAACAUUGUAGUUUUACCAAAGACUUGGCCUAUCGCCAAACUGCGUGAGCCUAAACUUUCGACUCCGGGUAUCAUGUUCUUGAACACGAGCUUCUCCAAACCACCGACUUUACAGAAAGAGACUGCAGUGAAGGAGCCCAGGAACGACACCAAAGCUCUGGAACUUUCAAAAUCUGUAACUCCUUGUACCAUUCAAAUACCACAAAUGGACAGUUUCUUUGCGAAGGGUACUGUAUUAUCGCAACCACUCACGCAAACUAUAACGUGUCAAAAUAUAAGUGGAACCACUACGGAUGUUAAAAUCCUAGGAAAAAGAUCUACAACCGACACAUCCAAAAUGAUGGCAACAAAGUUUUGGCAACUUUCAAGCAGUAACAAUAAUUUGUUCAUCUCAAAGGAUGCAAAAGAGGAUACACAGAUUCAUUCUUCGCCCACAAACUUAGAUACAUCCGAGAUGUUCGCCUCAUCUUCGUCGUUAAACUUGCCAAGCAAUAGCAACAAAGCUUUCUUUUACACGUCUACUCCAAAAUAUUCGACCGCAGAGAAACAAUCGAUGAUGAUAGACUUUAACAAAAAAUGUUCACGCGCUUCUACGUCAAUUGUAAAAAUCGUACCGAAAAUACAAGAUCAUCUGCUCAUGAAGAGAGCAUUGAACCCAAACGAUGAAAUGUGUAGUAGAAAACCGUUCAAAAAGACGAGUACAAUUGUUAGCAGCGUGAAAAGCGUAUCCACUCAGGUGGACCACCCGUUGGAGAUCGAUCAGUUUGAUAUGGGUACAACUAUGGUCAAUUUGGACACUGGUAUACAUGUCACAAAUCAUUCCACCCUAGAUAUACACGGUUCACAGAAAGCGAUUACUAUUCCGUCUAUACAAGAGGAGCAAUUUCCGAGCGUAAUCGACUCUGAUGAUAAAUUGCAAACGCAGUGUCUACAAAAUAAUCCUGAAAAUAUAUACGCGAAUAUGCCAUCGUUGAAGCCUAUCAAAUUGAUGUCCAGGCGAAAGUCGAAGGAGAAAUUGAAGAAAGCGACUACCAGGAAAAAAGAUGUUACAGAGAUCAUGACUACAAAUAGUCCAGAAGAGGCAAACAUCACGACAUGUUCCGUGAACCAAUCACCUUCUGUAUCUAAUCGUGUCUCAAUGGUACCAGGACACAUAUCCGAAAUGUUGUAUCCCAGUGUUCCAAAUAAUGAUCUGCUGAAGGCGUUCAAUGAUUAUUGGAGUGCUCAAAUAUCUCAUUGCGCAAUUUGCGCACCCUUCACCUCAAGUUGCAAUGGACAUGGGAGGUUAAUGCCCCCGGAUUGGAAAUAUUGUAAACCCACCGUUUUACCAGAAAGCUCACCAAUAUGGGUAUCCGCCAGCGUAUUUGUUGCAAAUUCAAAGGAACAAAUGGUAGAACCUGAAAAUGAUAAACUUCUACGUUGUAGAGAAUGUCACGUGACGGUCCAUGCUUCCUGCUACGGGAUUACCGUGUUGCCUACGGACCUACGAAACUGGGCUUGCGAUAAGUGCAAAGCUGGUAAAACACAAGUGAUGUGCUGCCUAUGUCCCAUGCGAGGAGGUGCUCUUAAACGUACCAGCGACAGUAAUUGGGCACACAUAGUGUGUGCCCUACUGUUGCCAGGUGUAACUUUCAAAGACGCUAUAAAUAAGGAUCCUAUAAAUGUAUUAACUAUCAAACCGAACAUUGUUAAACAACAAUGUUGUUACUGUGGACAGAAAGAUGGAGCAUGUUUGAGCUGUAACGAAUGUGGUAAUUUGUUUCACCCAUCAUGCGGUCUAGUUUCUGGUGCAACCUUUAUGGUGCCCGUUUAUAAUUCACCAGAACUUCAGGUAACGUGUGAUGGACACGACGAUGGGAAGGAAAAAAUACCAACGAUUCGACAGGGAGAAAUUGUUUGGGCAAAGCAUCGUAAUACUCGAUAUUACAAAGCCAAAGUAGAUUCUAUACAUGAUACUUUGUUGUAUAUGGUUACAUUCAGUGACGACAGCUUCAGUGAAGAUUUAUACCCAUCAGAUAUAUUGAAUUAUGACCCUGGAAACCCACCGCAACAAGGAGCUGCUGUCAUUGUGAAAUGGACCGAUGGAAAUUUAUACGAUGGUAUCUUUGGAGGUACAAAUCAUCGUAUCAUGUAUACUGUCAUUUUCGAAGAUGGUUCGCAACUCGCGUUAAAACGAAACGAGAUUUACAGUUUGCAAGAAGAAAUGCCAAAAAGAGUGCGUUCACGUCUGUCUGUUGCGACCGAAAUGAAGCACCGAUAUCAUCUGUACGGCGCAGAGGAUGAAUCAGAAGCGCAAAGAAAGGUGAAACAGUCUAAAUAUUGUGAUUGAAUAAAAUCAUAUAUGCAAUUCGAUGUAAAUAAUUAAUAGAAACAAAUAAUAUUCAGUCGCUGUAAAUAACAUACACAAAUAAUGUACCUAAAUAAUUUGGUCUCGUCUGAACGCGUAUGCGAUUGGAAUAGACCAAAUCAAUAGAUUUUAUUUUCUUUUUUCAUCAUAUUCGUUUAUCUCCUUUUCUUCUAUUUCUUUUCAAUUGAUUUUCUUCACGUUUUAUUUUCACUGAUAUUGUUAUCGGUAUCACAUUUUCGUUUUUAAACACAUUUAUUUAAGAUUUACUACUUACUACUCGUUUAUAGUGAGUAUCGAUUAAAAAUCUUCCUCGUUUAAGAAUUUGAUACGUUACUAUACGACGUGGCGAAGAGUAUUAAAGAAACCGCGACGUUUCGAAUGACACGUUUAUGAUACUAAUGCGUGUGGUUUUCGACGAAAUGAAACAUAGUCGAGGAAGUCUUCAAAUUCAAAAACUUGUCAGUUCCCGCGUUACACCAGGAUAUUACGAUCCCGCCCGAACAUGUCCGAAGUUCGUCGUUUUGUCCCGAAGUUCAAGUUUUUGAAACUCGGAACGUUUUUGUAAAUUAAAUUUAUAAACCAAUCACUUUAUAUUUACCGAUCAACAAGAUCUUCGACUAUGCAAUAUUUCGACGAGAACCAUGUCUCGCAUAAUUAUAAAUAGGCAAUUUCCGAGUUUUUAAUCUUUUAUCGCAUAAUUAGAAAAUAAUUACCAAUCGAGAUCACCCGUGUAAUGGAAACGGAGCAAGGUGUUUUUUUAUUCCUUAUAUCAGCACGCAAUUUACACCAACUUUGACAGAUUAUUAAAUAUGAGAACGUUUAGCAAGUGAUAAGGAUCGAAGAAACAUUUAAUACAUAAAGUUUAUGAGAUAUAUAUGUCUGUAUAUAUUUACGGAUAUAAUGUGUGAAAUAUGUUUUUAAAUGACGAAUCUAUGGAUCUAGAUUAAAAAAUCAUUUUUUACUUUGUUCUAUGAAUAAGUAACCAAGCAUUGAAAACAUAAGAAAUUUUGGUUGAGUAAAUUCGACUGAAAAGUUGCGUUAAAAUACGACGUGCUCUUGAAAGCAUCGAGUAGAAUGACACAUACUUAGAUCUGUUUGUUAUAAUAAAUCACUUGUGAGAGGCUUUAGUAGUUGUUUACGAACAAAAUUACACUGUGUACGUCUUUUACAGUAAAUUGAACUAUAUACUCGAGUGAAAUGUAGGCUUUCUUGGAAUAAGGUUAAGAGUAGGGGAAGGAGUACCCCCACUACUUGCUAACCUAACUUUGGGAAAAUUAAAUGUGUAACUUGAAAAUUUUUCACAUUUUCAAUUUUUAAGUUCUUUAAAUCUCCAAGUUCUAAAAUUUCUAGUCUCUAAAUUUGAGAAUUUACCGAAUCAAAAACCAACGAGUGGAGGGUUUCCUUUCUCUAUUACCGCCAUUUUCCAUAGGGACAGCCUAUUGUGCUCGCUGCUGUACCUAAAUGAUUAGGUAUAUACAAAAAAAAUGCGAUUGUCUCCUGUAACAUUUAUUUGUAAAUCAAUGUAAUAGAUAGAUCACCAUUGCCCUGUAUUUGUUACGAUCUGUUAUUUAAAUUAAGUACGUAGUUGUGUUGACUGUACUUAAUAAAUUGAACAUACGUCUGAACGAAAUCGCAAUUUAAAAUUUACAACUAUUGAUCCUUCUAACACAGCGUGUCAUAAAUUGUGUUUUCUGAAUCGUGUAAGCGAAAAUUGUAUUAUUUAAUUGUACAUGCGUCCUUCAUUUGAUCGUAUAAUGAAAAUUUGUGAUAUGAAAUUGGAUACGGUGUCCAGCGGAAAAAAAGACUAAGCGGAACGUUACAUUCGUUUAUCACAUGAUAUUCUGUAUCACGGUUUCUUAUAGUACAGUGUACACGUUAUGGUAUUUUGUCAAUUCGUCUUGUUCGGUUGCUAUAUUCGUAAUUGAAUAUAAUCUGCGCGACACACACAAUGAACGUUUGAUAGAGCACCAUCGAUAUAAACAUAUAUGUAUGUAUAUUUGUAGAUGAAAUUUGUCACUCAAAAAUAUUGUUCAUAUUGAUCUCUUGAAAUUUGUUCCCUUUAAUUUAAUUUAAUAAACAGAUACGCAUACGCGCGCUCCUCGAGAAAAAUGAUCACUUUAAUCAUAACUUGAAUUUAUGUAAUUUAUGAAAAAUGAAAUUAUCAUUUCCCUCGACCACUUUAUAAUAAUACAUACUGUUUAAGUCAGGUCGUGGAAAUUGUAUUAGCGUUCUAUGAUAAUAAAAAAAAAACGAUAAAAAAAUAUGUUGAUGUAUCCGAGUAUAGAGACAGAUUGGAUACAGCGUACAAUAAAAACAAAAUUAAAAUGUGACAGUAUUUUUCUUCAAUUUCCUAAAACUGAUUUCGGUAAAGGGAUUUCGCCAUUGAAUGACUCUCCAUUGAAUCAUAAAUAACAAAGUUAUAAAAUGUAUACAUUUAUUGAACAGAUUUUCAGUUAAAAUGAAAAUCUUUUACAUGUUUUAUAAUACUUAAUUUUAUGUCAUGAUUAUAUAUAAAAAAUAUCAUUCAGUGUAAUAAGAUUUCACAACAAUUUAUAGUACAUUGUUGCUUAGUCGAUAAUUUAAAAUGUGUUUUGUAUUUGUUUAAAGCUUUACCUACAUAACAUUUCAUAGGUGUAAAAAGUCAUGUUCAUACAUACAGUAGAAAUUCUUUUUAAUCAAUGUUUUAGAUUAUUGAUUCUUCUAUUUUCUUUGACAUAUAGUUAUAUGUAAACAUUGCUAUUUUGCUUUUUAGUGCCAUGAAAAUGCCUAACGUAUAUAUCACAGAAAAUAAUUAGAUUUGUUUUUAAACAAUUAAUCCAACAAUCCUCGUACAGUCUGUUACAAACGAAGAGCCUGUUCGACGUAUACAUGUUGAAGACAAAAAUUCACGAGUGAAUAGACUUGAAUGAAGAAAAA
This is a messenger RNA of Megachile rotundata (alfalfa leafcutting bee), 8784 nucleotides long. RefSeq names its product lysine-specific demethylase 4C. Gene Ontology annotation, cellular component: chromatin; nucleus. Gene Ontology annotation, molecular function: histone H3K36 demethylase activity; histone H3K9 demethylase activity. The record is from RefSeq and is a predicted model, not a curated record. Gene Ontology annotation, biological process: chromatin remodeling; regulation of gene expression. NCBI's taxonomy places the organism in Eukaryota, Metazoa, Arthropoda, Insecta, Hymenoptera, Megachilidae.